AUGCCGCAAGCCUCGCUCAUGACAUGGUUGAAACAGCCGAAAACUGUCAAGGAGCCCCCAUCUGGACCAGCGGACUUGGAAGAAAACGCCAUAGAGACCCGACCUGGACAAUUGCCCACCCCUCCUGAGGAUGGAGAGGCUUCCGUCGCGAGUGACAACAGCCAUAUCUCGAAGGAAACACUUGCCGGAUUACCACUGAAGGGUCUCAAGCCGUUGCCGCCCAAUGUGGAAUUGCGCUCGUGCUCCAAAGAGGACAUUCCUCAUCUCAAAAGAUUAACAAGCCUUCUGCUUCCAAUUCCCUACCCGGAGAAGUUCUACAAGGAGAUCAUCGAGGAUCCAUUGACAAACAACAUCACCCUACUCGCCGUCUGGCAUGACGUUCCAGCAAUGAAAGGCGUGGAGAAAGGCCGGCUUGUGGGAGCGAUCAGGUGCCGAUUGCUCGCGCAUCCGCCGACCCAGAAUAGCAGCUCAGGGAGGCGAACAGAAGACCCAAUGCUGUAUCUCAGUACGCUCGUUCUACUCUCUCCAUAUCGAAGCCACGGCAUUGCGUCCCACUUGCUGCACUCGUUGACCACAAGGGCGGUGGAAGAUUACGGCAUCAAGAGCGUCGGCGCCCACGUCUGGGAAGCAAACACAGAAGGCCUGGACUGGUAUCGGAAGCGCAAGUUUCGCGAGGUCGGCAAAGAGCCCGGCUACUAUCGUCGAUUAGAUCCUCAAGCGGCUAUUGUCAUGCAAAGGGAUGUCAGCGUGAUGGACCUAGUUACAUGA
Molecule: messenger RNA, 768 nt
Organism: Lecanosticta acicola
Lineage: Eukaryota; Fungi; Ascomycota; Dothideomycetes; Mycosphaerellales; Mycosphaerellaceae
Source: the annotation of a GenBank genome assembly